AUGAUCUACUUGAAAACACUUCUUAAGGUGAUAGACAACUCUGGAGCACAAGUCGCUGAGUGUAUUAAGGUCUUGAGACAUGGACCUCACAACUUUGCAAAGGUGGGGGACGAAAUCACCGUUGUAGUGAAAGAAGCUCGUUCGCUUCAAAGUGAAAUAACCGGUCAAUCCGCCAACAACCGAGUCAAAAGAAGAGAUAUAUGUCGUGCUGUGGUGGUCAGAACAAAAGCGCCGUUCCGUAGACCGGACGGAAGUACCGUUCGUUUCGAUGACAACGCCUGUGUUUUGAUAAAUAAAAACGGAGAUCCUUUGGGCACCCGUGUUUCUUCGGUAGUGGCAAAAGAGUUGAGAGACAUGAAGUAUAACAAGAUUGUUUCGUUGGCACCCAAGACAUUUUAG
Molecule: messenger RNA, 399 nt
Organism: Meyerozyma guilliermondii ATCC 6260
Lineage: Eukaryota; Fungi; Ascomycota; Pichiomycetes; Serinales; Debaryomycetaceae
Product: mitochondrial 54S ribosomal protein uL14m
Exons: 1
Coding region: 1-399 (132 amino acids)
Biological process (GO): translation
Cellular component (GO): mitochondrial large ribosomal subunit; ribosome
Molecular function (GO): large ribosomal subunit rRNA binding; structural constituent of ribosome
Source: RefSeq, a predicted model, not a curated record